Messenger RNA from Zootermopsis nevadensis, 5379 nucleotides. It is a transcript of the gene Zasp66, whose product is annotated as PDZ_signaling and DUF4749 domain-containing protein Zasp66. Gene Ontology annotation, biological process: actin cytoskeleton organization; muscle structure development. Gene Ontology annotation, molecular function: actin binding; muscle alpha-actinin binding. Gene Ontology annotation, cellular component: Z disc; adherens junction; filamentous actin. The record is from RefSeq and is a predicted model, not a curated record. NCBI's taxonomy places the organism in Eukaryota, Metazoa, Arthropoda, Insecta, Blattodea, Termopsidae.
AGUUCGUAGGUUUGAAGACUGCAGUAUAUAGUUGAGUUACCAUGGUGAUCAGACGUGUACAUUUACAAAUUGGUGUGAUUCAGUUACUGCAUGUGAUGACAACCUGAAGGGGGAAAAGGUUGCCAAAUUUAAGCAUUUCGUGAUUUGUAACAAGAAUUCGUGAGACAAAUUGAGAUGAGCGCUGUGGGCGGGGGUGGAAAGCCCCACGUUUUUGGUGUAACCCUACGCCGAUCCUCCCGCAACACACCCUGGGGCGUAAGAAUCGUGGGAGGCGUUGAUGUGGGCUCUUCCAUCGUCAUAAUCAGGGCACAAGAUGGGACGCCCGCGGGCGCUGAACUGCGUCGUGGCGACAUUAUCAAGAAGAUCGUUGAUUAUGACAGCCGGGACUUGAGACACGAGGAUGCUCAGAAUCUGUUCAGAAAUGCGGGCAACACGAUUUCCCUCGUUAUAGAGAGAGAAUCAAACGCUGCAGGUAUCCGACCAGUAGCUGCGACGCCUGUCAAACCACCGGUGGCAGGAGGAGUCCCUACUCCUUUUAAUUCUGCAUCUUUUUACACCGCCGACUCCCCCAAGCCAUUCGUGAACUCGUCAGCGCCAACCCUGGGGUCUCCGAUUCCAGGGUCGAAGUCGCUGAACAGGGCACCGUCCCCGAUUGUCUUCCCACCGCCUCUGCCUUCUUCUCAGGAGUUCAGUUUCCAGCAGAAUGCAAAGCCUCACGUUCAGUUCCGUCCUGUUGAAACCAGCGCAUUUGACGAACACGAAGAGGAACUCAGCUCUAUCACAAAUCAGCCUUAUCGCACGACACCCCUCGUCCUGCCAGGGGCUAAAGUUAAAAAGGACGCUACGCUCACAUCCUCAUAUUUACGUCAUCAUCCGAAUCCAAUGUUCAGAGCACCUCCAUCUCAUCAUGACACAACAGCUGAAGUGCUUAUGAAACAAAAGGUUGCAGACACUGUACUUCAGAGAGUUGCAGGUGAAGACGCAAUGGCUGGGAAACAGGUGGUGCAUAAACAGUUCAAUUCACCAAUUGGAUUAUAUUCUGAUCACAACAUUACUGAGACAAUUCAGUCACAAACAGGAAUUACACCGAACAAUGCAAGAGUAGGAACUUCAACGCUGAAUCCACGAAAUCAAAGCAAAGUGAGCUUGAGGAAGACACUUAGCUAUGACCCAGCCAAAUCAGAGACCUUCAAAGCACUUCAGGAAGCAGAGCUAGGUGACACAGUCCAAGAGGUGACAGUUCCAGCUCAAACCAGAGUGUUUUCACCAAGUGCACAACUCAAGAGAGCACCUGGCCCUCAACCAUACCACCAUAAAGCUGCAGGUGGAACCACUUAUACUAUAAAUUCAAUUGGUAAUUCUGACGAAUAUAUUCACCAAAGUGGAAGUUUCAAACGCUUAAUGAAUCAAGUUCUGGGUGAGUCUGAAUACUAAAGGAAACACUGCAUAUUAUACAAUUAAAUGCAUGGUAUGACUGUUUCAUAACUGUAUACAAACACUGAAGGUAAUGUGCCAUAGAUUAAUUUUAAAUGUGCUGUAUUAUUGUGAAAAUGUCUCUGUCUAUUAUUUCUUCAAACCAAUGUGUUCAUAAUGGAAAUAAAAUUAUUUUGUUUUAUUCACAGUAGGUUAGAUUCAUAACUGGUGUCCUUUCUCGUUGACUUAUUUAUGACUGUCUCAAGUUGCUAUUUUGUCCACAUAUUGCUAAUUGUUAUUUCUUAUUGAUUACCUGAAACAAGGAGUGAAAAUUCAUAUAGAUGUAACAAUUCACGUUAUUUCUACCAUGAAGAAUUCACUGAGUGUAAUAUCUAGUCAGUAAAAGCUUUUUUAAGCAAUUGGUGCAUAUAUUCAUAGUGUAUGCUGAUAAUUAAAAGUUGUCAGAUAAACUUCAAUGUGUUUCAGUUACUGUAUAUGCUUUGUAACUAUCAAGUAUUUAUGAAUGAAUAUUUUAAAUGCUUUCUUUCUUAAAACAUAAAAAAUAAAAAAACUGUGUUUAUAUUAACCACCUACGUAUGUAUGAAUGAUUAUUUUGAUUUGUAAGAUACUGUUCUGAAUAUGUGCCAAGCAGGGAAAAUUGUAAAAAAAAAGUUUUAGAAAGGAGUGUUAUUUUGCUUUUUCAAAAUUGCAGCAAUGUAAAAUUAAAAUCUAUAGAAAAUAACCCGUUUAUUGUCAUUAAUAAAGAUAUCUUCUUGCUCUGACAUUGAAGUACCAGCUGAAUUCUCACAAAACUUCACCAAACCAUAAUUUGGUGAAUUGUAUAGCUGUUUUAGUAAAUGCUUCAUUAUAACAAACAACAUGAGUUCUUACUUCCAGAUUCAACCCUGUAAUUAGCACUGAGACAUGCUAGGUUGCUAAUCUGUACCUUUAUAUGAAGCAGAGAGCUGAAAAUGUAACACUUCAUAUAUCACCUUCAAUUUCAAAAAAUAAUCAAAGUGAGAUUUGUUUUGUUUGUAACUCAUAGUUUAUUGUCUUCAGUAAACUGAUUCCAGUUUCCUUAACUCUGUGACAAUCUCACUGAUGAUAUAGCAAUCAGAAUAGCUGAUCAUAUCAGACAUAUCAUUGUCACAAGAUAAAUGAUACACAAUUUAACAUUUGGAAUAUAAUGACCACUCUUGCAAAUAAACAUGAACUGUUCAGUUAAACAAAUGCUGAUAAAAAAGUUUUCUUAAAUGAACUUCAUCAUAAUUCAUGCUGUUGCUAUUGGUUUCCUCACUUUUGUUUAUAAAGUUCAUUUGUCAACCUCUACUCCAUUUCAAUUUUACACUGUACUGAAUUUAUGGCUAAGAAAAUAUAAGCAUUCAUGUUUUAUUGUGUUCAUUGCCCUUUGUCAUUAUUAGGUGUUCUUCGUACUUUAGUGUAAGUGAAUAAUGCCUUACGGGCCUAUCCAUGUUUCUGUCUGUUGGGUCUUCCAUCAUUUGUUGUAAAAGUUGCCUUUGACAUCAUUGUCACAUUUGUUAUUCCACUGAUUGCCCUGCUGGUGUCAUUGCUGGUGAUGUAGUGUAAAAACAUCUUUGGAAUCUUAACGUACUCCAAACAUUACAUAUUUUCAAACUUGUUCUUGGAAUAGUCAUUAUUUUUCAACCUUAUGCAGGUGUAUUUAAUUACCUUUAUCUGUUUUGUACACACUCUCAAGUUAGAUGGCAAACAGUACUCUGAAAGGUGUGAAUGUGCACUUGGAACACAUGUACAUCACAUGCAGUAAAGUGAAUAUAAAAUAUAGCAAAUACAGUCCACUAGUUGCUUUUUGUGUGGUUGAAUGUGACGAUAGACGCUAAUUUUAAUAAGCUACCCUACAAUUCAUCUGUAUACACGAGCAGAAAACCAAACCAAAUGUACAAUAAACGUAUGGAAAGCGUAUGUCAGUGUCGUCCUUCUAGGUUGUGACACCAUGUGGACUUGUGGGUAUGUACCAACAUUUUAGGGAAACACAAUGUCUCCAUGCUCAGGACUGACAUUGGAGGCAUGGGAAGUGGAUAGUUUAAACAUAUAAAGUAAAAACAAAUAGGACUAGGCUAGUGGGGAAAUUGGCCAACAAAAAUUGAGAAAUGAGGAGAUGAUGUCUGGGUCAAUACAAAGUUUUCAUGAAAAGAACAAAGUGAGGCACUGGGUUGGGAAAGACAGACAGAGAGAAAAUUUGGGGCCACGGUAGAGUUAAAAAAGGGACUUCAAGAACCCAAAGCCAGGCUAGGCAAGACCAUGAAUAUGAGUAAAGGGUAGUCAGGAGAAUGAAGGACAGUCAUCAGACAGUGAACGGGUAUAUCUGGAAUACAAAAAGGUAUGUAGACCAGGUGAUAAAAAGAAGAGUAAAAAAGGGGCUUGUUGGCGAUAAGAAUGGGAGAACAAAAGUGGGCUGCAAGUUCUAGAAAGGGCAAAUUUUUAUAGUAAGCUUCAGGGCGACAACUGUCAUGGAUUGUCCUCACAAGGACCACAAGAAGAGUAGGGAUGUGCCCACCAUUUUUUGGUGAGAGCCCACUUAUGUUCCAUGACAUUUUCAGGGAGAAACCAUAUUUCCUAUUCAUGCUGCUGGAAUUAAACUCAAUUUAUAUCACUUUCCUGACUAAAACAACCAAAACAAAACUUCAUGGAAGCUACAGAGAUCAAGCUGCAACAAGUCACAGAGACCUCUCAUUCAUAACAUGAAGAAAUGUACACGGUCUCUCGCCAAGGACAACAAGAACAAGACACAACAUCCCUACUCAGCUCUUGGUCCUUGUAAGGACCUUCCUUGUUAGUUGUCCCCCUGAGGCUUACUCUAAAACUCUGCCCUUUUCAAGUUUUGCUGUUCACUGUUGUUUCCCAACACUUAUUAAUGGCCACCCUCUUCUUUCUCUUCAUUGUAUUGUCCAUUUCACCCGCCCUUCUACAUACCUGAUCCACCCAUUCACUGUCUGCUGACUGUCCUUCACUCCCCUGACUACCCUUUUCUCUCAUUCAAUUUCCUGCCUAGCCUGGGUUUGGGUUCUUGAAAUCCCUUCUUGAACUCUAAGCUCAUCCCCUGGCCUAGUUCAGAAUUUCACCUAGAGUCUAUCAUCUGGUUGGCCCCAGAAAUGGCCGAUAUUUUUCACUCUCUCUCUUCUGAUCCAGCCCCUCUCAUUUUCUCUGCAUGAAGGCUCGUUGUUAGCCCCGGCCGUCUCCUCCUCAUUCCUCGAUUCUUAUUUGCUAAUUUCUCCUCCAGCCUAGCCCUUCUUCUGAUCAUAUUUAAACUGUCCACUUCCUAUUACCCCCCCCCCCUUUCAGCCCUGAAGAGAGAGACAGCGUGUUUCUCCAAAAUGUUGGUAUCCACCUGUGAGUCCACACAUCAUUAUGAUUCAGAAGAAUUACACUGACAUCUACACCAAUGUGAGAUUCCAAAUCUUACAUAGCAAGUGCACGUUCCUUGCUAUGGAAUCCAAUGUAAAGUUCUAUGAUCAUCACCAAGGAAUUUGACAAAAUCCAGCCAUUAGAUCAUGUCCUAAAUCAGUUUUAAUGUCCUUCCAUAAUAUUCAUUUCAAUUUUUUCCUCUCAUCUAUAUUUCUGUAUUAAAAAUUAUUUUUUUCUGCACAGUUUUCAAUCUUGUACUUUUUUGUGAUUUAUGCCAUUAUUCUUUGCUGAGUGUAUUAUUACCGUCUCAAAAAGACAUCUAAUCCAUUCAGUUGGUUCUCUUACUUCACUGGAAUAUAAAGUUUUAGGUUAUAUUAAUGUUCAUACAGGAUUUAAUGAAUCCAGUUUUGUUAGUAUUUUUCAGACUUUCAUAUGAUCAACUACAACUUGUUUUGGCUUACAGCCAUCUGAAGGUAUUUCAUGAAUAUACUGAAAUGUCAAAUUAAAACACUAAAUGCACUUUUGGCAUAGAAGUAUGGAUCCAUAUUUGUGAUUUAAGCGAUCAUUAAAAUAAUUACACAA